CCAAGGUUCGGGUGACGUCUCACCAGGAAACCGGAAGUGAGGAGCCCCGCUCCUUGCUCUUCAGACAGUUAGGGGAGGAAGAUGGCGGUCGUCCUUUUUUUUUCCUUUCACUGACGCUGUUCAUCGCUACAGAGUCUGGUACCAACGUGUCCUGUGUUCUCAAUGAAAACUGCAUUUUACCAUGUCGGUUCAGGAACCGGGUUACCAACAUGACAUGGGAACGUGAAAAACCAAAAUCUCAGAUUGUAACGUAUAACCAGAGUGGCUCCAGAUACUCUGAGAGCUUCAGAUCCAGAGCAUCACUGUUUGAGGAUCAGAUCUCCAGAGGAAACGGCGAUCUGCUGCUGCGAGGAGUGAAGGUUGAUGAUGAGGGAAGAUAUGUGUGUAAAGUUUCUACAACUGGCAUCUAUUAUAGACACUCUGUUGACCUUACAGUAGAAGCUCCAGUCUCUACAAUCAGAAUCCAUCAGGAUGAAAACAGGAUCACCUGCAGCUCAGAGGGGAUCUACCCUGAGCCUGAACUCAUGUGGCCCCCCUGGCUCUCAUCCAACACGACUCUGCAGAACAGAACCACAGUCCAUCAGACUGAGGAGAAGCUUUAUGACAUCAGCAGCUCUCUGACGGUUCCAGAUGAAGAUCCAGGUCUGUUCUACGCCUGCGGCAUCAGAACCAGGAGGAACUGGAGGAGAGUGCUUCUAAAUAAUCCAGAGUCUGAAACCAGCAUGUCCUGUGUUCUCAAUGAAAACUGCCUUUUACCAUGUCGGUUCAAGAACGGGACUACCUACAUGGAAUGGAAAAAUUAUAAUCCACAGUCUCAGAUUGUAUCAUAUGACCAUCGUGGCUCCAGAUACUCUGAGAGCUUCAGAUCCAGAGCAUCACUGUUUGAGGAUCAGAUCUCCAGAGGAAAUGGCGAUCUGCUGCUGAGAGGAGUGAAGAUUGAUGACGAAGGAAGAUAUGUGUGUAUUGGGAAGAUAAAUGGCAUCAAGUAUAGACAAUCUGUUGAACUUAUAGUAGAAGCUCCAGAAUCUACAGUCAGAAUCCAUCAGGAUGAAAACAUGAUCACCUGCAGCUCAGAGGGGAUCUACCCUGAGCCUGAACUCACCUGGUCCACUGAGCCUCCAUCCAACACGACUCUGCAGAACAGAACCACAGUCCAUCAAACUGAGGAGAAGCUUUAUGACAUCAGCAGCUCUCUGACGGUUCCAGACGGUCCAGAUCUGAUCUACAGCUGCAGCAUCAGAACCAGGAGGAACCAGAGGAGAGCAACUUUAACUGAACCAGGUGCUGAGGUUACAAUCUGCUGCACUUCCUUAAACAUUUCUAACUCCAGUUUGGUCUGGAGGUUCAACCACCGUCAGAUCAUCCUGACCAAGACUGACAGAAACAUCUACAGCGUCUCAGAGGACUGGAGGAAACAUGUGAGGAUCGUUUCAGCGUCCGGCAGCCUCACGUUACAGGAUCUGACCUCAGAUCAGGAGGGAGUUUACAGCUGUGAGCUCAGUGAUGACGAGGAGACGAUUAUAACUCACCUCUAUCUGAGGAGGACUGGAGAGAAUCUGGUGGUUUCUGAACUCAUCAGGCGGACGGUGGUUUGUGUUGUGAUUGCAGCAGCAGCAGCUGGAUUCCUGAUGUUCUACAAGAAGAAAAUGGAGGAAAGUGAAGCUCUGCAGCUUUAAACCUUUCAUUCACAUUCAGAGAAGGUUUUGUUUUAAUGCCAUUUUCCCAUUUUACCCGUCAAAAUGAUUCAUGAGCUUUGAUGUAGUUUCACAAAAUUAUCAGCUCUUCAUGUUCUUGAGGUGAUUCUCAUAUUUGGAGAUAUUUCUGUUAUGUGUUUCAUCUUCUGCCCAGCAGGGGGCGCAGCUACACAUAUUCUGUAUAUUCUACCAGCUAAACUUUCUCAGAACUU
Messenger RNA from Poecilia reticulata (guppy), 1906 nucleotides. NCBI's taxonomy places the organism in Eukaryota, Metazoa, Chordata, Actinopteri, Cyprinodontiformes, Poeciliidae. The record is from RefSeq and is a predicted model, not a curated record.